AACAUUAUAAUUCAUUAAUCUUGUUGUAUUCUAUGAGUUGAAUAAAACCUUACGUUGAAGGUAUCUAUUUAUUUAUUAUACAUUGUAUUCUGGAUCUCCCUCUUGGACAUUUUCCUGUUGGUCUGGUCUCAAAAUAUUUUCUUGGGUCUUUAUCUUCACUCAUUCGACCGAGAUGUCCAAACCAUCUGAGUUGUCUCUUUUCAAUGGUAUCCUUUAAAGGGACAGCUCCGACAUCCUCUCUUGUCCUCUCAUUCCAUAUACGAUCCCUCCUAGUUCUUCCUGCCACUCUCCGAAGGUAAAGGAGGGUAGGUAGGUAGUAUAGCCUUGAAUACAUGUACUUCCACAUUCUUCUCUACCUCCUUUUUCCCCAUAAGUGUGUUGCAGAUGUAGUGGUAUAUUGAAUUUGUCCUCUUUAUCCUAUUGGAUAUUUCUUGGUCUACCUUUCCAUACCUGCUGAUCACGGUUCCGAGGUAAGUGUAUUCGUCCACUAUUGCUAGUGGUACACCUUUGACUAAAUAAAUAAUAAAAAAAUUAAUAAAAUGACCGUUUGUAUUUACUUGCUCAUGCAUUAAUAAUUUAACUGUAAUCAAAAUUAGUUAUAAAACAGAUUUAUACAUUUAUUUAUUGGCGCGGAACAUUUGUAAAAAAACAUUACCCACUAUAAAAAAAGUUUUUAUGAUUCAUAUUUCAUGUAAGUGAAACAAAUAUAACACAACAAAAUUUAAGUUUUAUUGUGUUAAAGUCAUAUGCAUUAUUUCCAAAUUAAGUAAAAUUAUUCGUGAAAUGACCACAUGAAAUUUGAAUUUUAAAAAUUUAUAAGAGGUAACUUUUAGAAUUUAUAUCAAAAUUUUAUGACUUAAUGGAACGAAGAAACUGCGGAUUCUAUACAUGGAUGGUUCUGGUGACUUGCGUCGGAAUAGCUGGGAAUCCAGUUACCACUAUUACAGGCAACUUUUCGAAGAUAGAAGCAGACUAACAUGGCAGGAGGAAGCAAGGAUCAAACACACCAAAAUGAAGGAGUGCACUGCUCUAUUAAACAAAGAGUUCUGGAAGAAUGGAAAGAGUAUGCGGAGUCUCAUCCAAACGAAGUUAAAUAUUCUUCCGGUUCAGAGCUCAGUUGCAGAUACAGCGAUAGUAAAUCUUGUUCAGAGAAACCUCAGAGAAAAAACACUCAAAGCGUAGUGAAUAAAUGGUACAAAACAAGAGUGGUGAAGUACAAGAUAGCUUCAGAGUUCGCGGCAGAGCUCCGCUUGGCUAUACUCAUUGCAAUCCAGAACACCGCGACUGCUCAAUCAGUCUUAGCUAUGUCUUCAAAUUUUUCAAUGCUCGAGGAAAAGAGGCAUUGGUUCCGCAGUCAGAUCCAUACCUUGCGAAACAACAUAAAGCAACUAGCGAUGUCCAGCCACUUGCUCAGAGCAGAACUGAAUUCCGACCAGUUCGCAGAUCAUUGCAUAAAUCUUACCGAGAAGAAAAUGAAACCAAAGUUGAAAAGAAAGAAAGUUAUUAAAAGGACUUUGUAAAACCAUCAGUAUAUAUUUGAUUACCAUUUUAAAAUCAGUCUUAAAGACAGCUCUAUACUAAAUUUGGAAAUUUAUAAAAUCCCUACUUAGUUAACC
This is a messenger RNA of Nezara viridula (southern green stink bug), 1616 nucleotides long. The record is from the annotation of a GenBank genome assembly. NCBI's taxonomy places the organism in Eukaryota, Metazoa, Arthropoda, Insecta, Hemiptera, Pentatomidae.